AUGCGCCACUCUCCGGGCACCUGGCAGCCCUGGGCCAUAGGGCAGGUGGCAAGAGAUGGCAGGGUCAGGCAGCAUGGACGCCUGAAAUUCGGCAACGUUGUCACUGUCAUCCCCGUGCUAGCCCUUCCGCAGCUUCGUCGAAGACAUGCGCGCCAGUCCCGAGCCUUGCGGGGAGUGGCACAGGUCGAUGUGAUCUACAGCUGCUUGAGUAUGGAAGCGGCAGAGAAACUGCAGACGCUGCAUGGUUUGGAAACUCCAGAGCUGCAGGCAGAAGCCAUUUUUCGUCUCUUUCCAUAUGUGUUGGACCCUCCACAACAAAACGCUGGGAUGGAGCUGAGCAGGGGCAAGGAUGUCAUGUGCUGCCUCCCCACUGGUUCGGGUAAGACAGCCCUUGCAGUGUUUGCUGCAUGGCAAGCUCUGAUGAGAGGUGGUCGGCUGAUCUAUACCUCGCCCUUGAAGGCGUUGAGCGCGCAGAAGCGAAGAGAAUUCGCAACAAUUUUUGGAUUUGAGGCCGUGGGCCUUGUUACUGGUGAUCAUUGCAUCAUUCCAGACGCGCCGCUGGUGGUGAUGACAACAGAGAUCCUACGAAACAAGCUGUAUCCUGGGAAGGCCCCAGUCUUUACAGAGCCAGAGCUGCCACUGAUGGUGGUCCUUGAUGAGCUUCAUUGGAUUAGCGAUCCAUCCCGUGGCAGAGCGUGGGAGGAGAUCAUCAUCAACAGCCCGGAAUGGAUGCAAUUUCUGGGACUUUCUGGAUCCGUGGGUGGAGAUCCGCAGAAGUUUUGUGAUUGGAUGAGUUCCAUCCGAUGCAGAGCGUGCAGUCUGGUUCGCUCGCAGUUCAGGCCAGUGCCGCUGCAUUUUUACAUGAUGAUGAGGAGCAGCGGAGAGCCACGGCGACAGAGGUGCUUUCGCCUCUGGUCCGAAAAGGUGGAUGAACAUGAUGAACACGUCAGUCAAGAUGUUCCUGAAAUUCAUCCUAAGCUUCAAGCGACACGUGAACAAGCGGAGCCUGUUUGA
This is a messenger RNA of Cladocopium goreaui, 1014 nucleotides long. The record is from the annotation of a GenBank genome assembly. NCBI's taxonomy places the organism in Eukaryota, Dinophyceae, Suessiales, Symbiodiniaceae.